UGUUGGGAUUUUGCGUUAGAGAUUUUUUGGAUGUGUGUGAUAUGUUCACGAGCGGCUGCACGUCCCUGUGAAGCCCUGCCUUCUGAGAUGAGAUAUAGCCAUCUGCCGGAUUACAGCCUAUACGCAGCCAGUGAGGGUUUUAUUCUGUUUGAAUGAGGAAAACAUCGCGUCUGCCUUUCUGAAAGCUGUCACAUGGGGCCAAGGAGGGAAAAAAUCGCUUCCUGAAAUGAUCCUCGUCACUGGCUGUGAAUUGUUUUUGUUUUUUUCUCUCACAUCGAGUCGCGUUUAAUUUUUCUGUCCGGAUCUUUUGGAUCUUCGGCGCCGAUGAUGAUCAGCAAAGUUAAAAACGCGAUGUCCACUCUGGUGGGAGGGAUGAUGCCGCACGGACACCACCACCACCACAACCAUCACUUAGGUGGCGGCCAGACCUGCGGACUGGACAGCCUGCCGCCGCGCUUCCCCUACGGCCGGCCGGAUUUCUUGGACCUCACCCCGGAGCUCCUGCAGUACUCCACCGAGCACGCAUCACGGCCGGUGCUCACGUUAAAGAGAGACAGCAGGCUUCCCUGGCGGACGGGAUACGCAGAGGUGAUCAAUGCGGGGAAGAGCAUGCUGAAUGAGGACCAGGCCUCUUGUGAGAAGCUGUUUGUGAAGAAGCCGAGCAGCAAACACCGCAACUCCACUCUGCUGGAGGACAACGGGGAUGGUACAGGAAUCCCUCUCCACUUUUGGGGCGUGUUUGAUGGACAUGCAGGUUCCGGAGCCGCCAUCAUGGCCUCCAAGCUUCUUCAUCGCCUCAUCAGAGACCGUUUGGGAGAAAUCUGCCACCUGCUGGAGAACCCCACCAGUGCACCUCCUAUCUGCCUGGCCAAGAACGGCAGCCCGUACCAGGCGGAGACAAAGAAGGGAGCCACACAGGAACCAGAAGAUCCAGAUGCUGUCAGCGACUCCUCAGUACGCUUUCACAUGGAGAAGGUUGUCAGCUUGGAGAGCCUGGUGAUGGGAGUCAUAGAGACCGCCUUCACACAGAUGGAUGACCUAAUUGAAAAGGAAAAAACGUCAUAUGCCAUCUCUGGUGGGUGUUGUGCCUUAGCUGCCAUUCAUUUGAUGGGGAAACUCUACGUGGCCAAUGCUGGAGAUAGCAGGGCCAUAAUCAUACGAAACAAUGAAGUUAUUCCCAUGACUAAUGAAUUCACACCUGAGUCAGAGAGACAGCGGCUACAGUAUCUGGGCUUCCUGAGGCCAGAGCUCCUGGGUAAUGAGUUCACUCACAUUGAGUUCCCUCGUAGGAUCCAGCACAGUGAGCUGGGCAAAAAGAUGCUCUACAGAGACCACACCAUGACUGGCUGGGCUUAUAAGACAAUCGUUGAAGAUGAUCUGAAAUUCCCCCUGAUAUAUGGAGAGGGUAAAAAGGCACGCGUCAUGGCGACAAUAGGAGUGACCCGUGGGCUGGGCGAUCAUGACCUGAAGGUGUACAAUUCCAACAUUUACAUCAAGCCUUUCCUCUCAUGCGUCCCUGAGGUGAAGGUUUAUAACCUGGAUGAAAACAAACAUGGCCCAGAUGACGUCUUGGUCAUGGGCACAGAUGGAUUGUGGGACGUGACAACGGACAGGGAAGUGGCAGAUGCUGUGUCAGCUUACUUAUCCUGCUGUGACCCCUCUGAUCCCAUGAGGUAUACGCUGGCAGCCCAGGACCUGCUGAUGAGGUCACGAGGAGUGCUGAAAGAGCGCGGCUGGCGGCUACCCAAUGAUAAACUGGGCUCAGGCGAUGACAUCACUGUGUUUGUCAUCCCACUGGCGGGGCAAGAGUCAGAGACAUGACAAGGUGUUGCAGCGACCGCUAUGACAGGGCUGACUCUUUAGGGUCCUUCCCACGGUCCCUCCAAGAUCGCUAAGCCCUGGAUCAACAGGAAGAAAUCACCUUUGUCAUAGGGAAGACUCGGGUCUGAGCAGCACCUUCAUCAACCCACUAGACUGGAUCCAAUCCCAGCCGCUUCACUUCAACCCAGUCGUGUAACAAAAGAUUUUCAGUGACAUUAUAAGAGAAGUCACACUCUUUCUCCCAGCUGUUUGUGACAGUUGCCAGUGAGAAUUAAACCCUUGUUGUAUUUUUGUUUCCUGUUUCUCUUCAAGGCCGAACCGCUACUCAAUCCUUUGAAUGGAUUGUUCAUUUUCAUGUCAUGCCCUGAAUGUGACUCCCUUUUGUAAAAAAAAAAAAAAAAACAAAAAAAAAAGAAGCCUUCUGCAGUUUCACAAUCAUAUAAUGUAAAGGGGAUUGCAGUAGAGAAUGUGAGGAAACCAAAGAGAUGCUGCUAUGGCAUAAGGAUGGAAAUCUGUAAAAAAAUAAAAUAAAUAAAUAAAAAUACAUAAAAGAUAACAAUAAAACAAUAAAACAAAACAAUAAAAUUCAUUAGAUUCAUGUCUGUACAUUAAAUAAGCAUGUAGAAGGUAAAAACAGAGAAAUGGACCUUUUGAAACAGAAUCAGUUGAGUUUGUAUUGCUGUACUUCCUUUGUUAAUGAUGAAUGAAUGACGACACCUUAGGCACUGUUGCACAUGCUCUGUGGUAGCCUGUUGAUUUGCGAUAUAUUUCUAUUGAAUGUGCUCAUAGAUGAUUUGUUUUAUUUUUGUCAUUACAGUAAAGAGAACAGAGGGUUAUACUUGUGUUCUGUAAAAAAAACAAAAAAAAAACAUGAAGGAACAGGAUAAUUUGUUUAACUACAUGUUUUCAUUAUUUAACCCUCGGAGGAGAAAGUAAUUUGUUCUCAGCAUAUGUCUCGGUAUAGUAAGAUGUGAUAAACUUCACACAUAUGCCUUAUUAAGAAAUUAAAGGGACUCAAGAGUUUUUUUCUUCAGAUGCACUAAAUUUGAUCUUUGUAGAAGAAGUGGCAAAGAACAUUGUGUUCCCUUAAAUGUACCAUAUACCUCUUUUGUACCAUUUUUGUCAUGUUGUUUUUUUAGAUUAUCCAUAUAUUUUUAAAGACAACUUUGGUUGUAAGCAGUAUCAGAAGUUUUAUUUUUAUGUUUUGAUCCAUUACUGUUUGUUUAGAGAGGUUUUGUGUCCUAGAAAAUGAGCUACCAAAAUGUGAGGUAGAGGGUUAAUGUGUACCAGUUUAGAAAUAAAUCAGAUUUUUCCCA
This is a messenger RNA of Siniperca chuatsi (mandarin fish), 3137 nucleotides long. RefSeq names its product protein phosphatase, Mg2+/Mn2+ dependent, 1J (gene ppm1j). The record is from RefSeq and is a predicted model, not a curated record. Gene Ontology annotation, biological process: protein dephosphorylation. The transcript is spliced from 10 exons. Bases 325 to 1821 code for a protein of 498 amino acids. NCBI's taxonomy places the organism in Eukaryota, Metazoa, Chordata, Actinopteri, Centrarchiformes, Sinipercidae. Gene Ontology annotation, molecular function: protein serine/threonine phosphatase activity.